This is a messenger RNA of Manis javanica (Malayan pangolin), 1277 nucleotides long. RefSeq names its product fumarylacetoacetate hydrolase domain containing 1 (gene FAHD1). Lineage: Eukaryota; Metazoa; Chordata; Mammalia; Pholidota; Manidae. Gene Ontology annotation, cellular component: mitochondrion. The record is from RefSeq and is a predicted model, not a curated record. Gene Ontology annotation, molecular function: acetylpyruvate hydrolase activity.
AGCGGCUCUCUGCAGGCCAAACGCCGAGACGGGCGGGCACCCGGCAGAGCGCCCCGCGGAACGGACCGCGCGCACGGGGCAGCGCUCCGAGGCGGUUGGUCCCCUCCAGGCUGCCGUAGGCGGCGGGCAGGGGCCGCGGGACGCCGGGCGCAGCCAUGGCGGCGCCGAGGCCGCUGUCCCGCUUCUGGGAGUGGGGGAAGAACAUCGUGUGCGUGGGCCGGAACUACGCGGAGCACGCCCGGGAGAUGCGGAGCGCCGUGCCGCGCGAGCCGGUGCUCUUCCUGAAGCCUUCCAGCGCCUACGCGCCCGAGGGCGCGCCCGUGCUCAUGCCGGCCUACACCCGCGACCUGCAGCACGAGCUCGAGCUGGGCGUGGUGCUGGGCAGGCGCAGUCGCGCCGUCCCGGAGGCCGCCGCCAUGGACAGCGUGGCCGGCUAUGCCCUGUGCCUGGACAUGACCGCCAGAGACGUGCAAGACGAGUGCAAGAAGAAGGGGCUGCCCUGGACGCUGGCCAAGGGCUUCACGGCCUCCUGCCCCGUGAGUGCAUUCGUGCCCAGGGACAAGAUCUCGGACCCCCACAACCUGAAGCUCUGGCUCAAGGUCAACGGCGAGCUCAGACAGGAGGGUGACACGUCCUCAAUGAUCUUUCCCAUCCCCUACAUCAUCAGCUACGUUUCUAAGAUAAUGACCUUGGAGGAAGGGGAUAUUAUCCUGACCGGGACGCCAAAGGGAGUUGGCCCCGUGAAAGAAAACGAUGAGAUCCGGGCCGGCAUACACGGGGUCGUCAGUAUGAGGUGCAGGGUGGAAAGGCCAGAAUAUUGAGCCUGCACAACGCCACUGAAACUCCUUAAGCUUCGGGACAGGAGGGAGCUGGACAGAAGCAAGCCAAGGGAUUGUUAAAGAAAGCUUUAACAAUAAAUCUUUUAAUAAGAAAAUUUGUUAAGGUUUUUGAAAAUGCUGUGAUUAGAUUGCUAUGCCUCAACUCAAGGAAGAUGGAUCCUUCACGGAAAACAUGUCUAGAAGAUCUGGGACAGAAAUGGAAAGGAGCAAGAGUUCUAGGAAACAACCAGAAUAAAAUAUUUGUGAUGCUUCCAAAGCUAAGAAUCUGUGAGACCAGUGUUCCUUUCCCAAAACUGGACUGGGUCAUUCUGGGAUCAGUAGCUUGAGACUUAAAAUCUGUAAAGGAAAUUGAAAAAGUAUGUUUCAAAUUAUAGUUUCUCAAAUUCCUUUGUUAAUCAUCUGGAGGUAUUUUUAAAAAUAAAAAUUUCCUGACUACUG